CACUUUCCGGUCUCCAUGGCGACCGGGCGCUUCGGGGUUGAAGAGACUUUGGGGGCCCUGAACGCGGCCCUGCGGCCCCCGCCGCCCGCCUGUGGCCCCGGCGGCUCCGUGUGGUUCAAGGAGAGUAGCGCCCGGAACCUGCGCAGCCGCGACUUCCUGGCGCCUCGCGGCGCGCUGCGGGCCCUGUUCGGGGACGGGCAGGUGCCAAAAGACAUCCUCGAUGGGGUUGCAGCCCUAGAGGGCCCAGGUGUACCCCCCAUUCAGAAAUGCACCCAGACCCAGGCUGGGUUGGCACUCCAGCUGGAGAGGCCCAUGGUCUUUGAGCAGGUCCUGAGCUCCCUACAAGGCUAUGUGGCACCUCAACCUACCUCUUCCACAUCCGAGCAUAGCAUCAUCCUGGACUGUGUCCCCCUCCAUGGUCCAAAAGGGCCGGAUGCCUUAAGCCUAAACCAGCUGAGAGCUAUCCUGGUGGCCGAUCACCUGGCACAGGCUCUUCGAACACAAGGGGUGACUGUUCACCAGGUUCCAGCUGUACAGGACUCUGGGCUCAGGGAUUUCCUACAACAGCUAAAAGUGAACUGGCCAUCAGCUUCCAAGACAUCCUCAGCCCCAGAGUGCACUGUAGCAUUGAAGGAAGUUCUUAGAAAUCAUGCUGCUGUCCCAGCUGAAGACUUACCCCUGGGAGUGGUGUGCAAAGUGUCCUUGAAAGAGUUUUUGAAGCAGCAGCCAGGCCUGGAAGGCUUUGACCCCAACCUGGACAUCUGUUUAGUAACUGAGGAUCAGCUGGGAGCCCUGAGUGAGCUCCAAGAGGCUGCCCGGCACUGCCCCAGGCAUCUCCCCGUGAGUCACAGCGAGCGCCUCCUGCAGGCUGAGUCUUGUGCUGGAGGUGAGGCCUGCUCUGUGGUUCAUGUGGUGAGCUGUGAGGAAGCAUUCCAACAGCAGAAGCUAGACCUGCUCUGGAGACUGCUGGAUGCCAAUGCCCCUUCCAGACAGAAGCACCUUGUCUGCGGACCAGUGAAAGUUGUGGGCUCUCCUACCCCACUGAGUGCUCUCCAGUACUCUAGACUCCGGCAGUCCCAGAUGCAUGAAGCUUCAGUGCUGAAGUAUGGAGUUGACUUUGUUCAGGAUGAGACCUGGAGUGAAAUCAUCGGGGCUCUCACUUCUGCUGCAGUCAAGUUUGAAAUGCUAAGUACAGCCCAUCGAAGUCAGAUGUCCUUGGACCUGGAGGACACCAGCAUCUCUACCAAAGGCACCAAGAGUGGAGCUUUUGUCAUGUACAACUGUGCCCGCCUCGCCACCCUCUUUGAUGGCUAUCAGCGGGGUGUGGAGCAAGGUCUGUAUCCUGCUUUCCCUGAUGUGUCGGAGAUGGACUUCUCCUUGCUUCGUGAAGAGGGUGAAUGGCUGCUACUUUUUAACGGCAUCAUCCCCUUUCCUGAGGUACUCAGCCAAUCAGCACAGCUUCAAGUGUCGAGCCCAGGAAUCCGCCUAACAGCCAACACAGAGGCGGUAUGUAAGUUUCUGGUGCAUCUGAGCAUGGACUUUAGCUCCUACUAUAACCGAGUGCACAUCCUUGGGGAGCCACAGCCUCAUCUGUUUGGCCAGAUGUUUGCUCGGUUACAGCUAAUGCGGGCUGUUCAGGAGGUUUUUCACAGCGCCCUGGCCACCCUGCAUCUCCCCCCACUGAGCCAGAUCUGAGGGCACUGUUCUGUCCUGCAAGGACCUUCCAGACCUGCCAUUCGAUGCUUGCCUCAAGGGCAAUUGUCUCAGGACACUUAUAAAGGUCAGCAAGAUGGGUGUUUGGCUGCGGUGACUUGUGGCCUACUGUUUACUUGGUUGAAAUGGUAUAUUUUGGACAAAAAUAUUGCUGCCCCGCCCCCCCCCCCCCCCAACACAGCCUUCAGCACUCUCCAGGUGCCCUGUUUCAUCUGUGAGGCCAGGCUCUUAGCAGCCACUACUCUUCUCUAAGACAGCUUUUCAACUCUGAUUCACUAACAAACAAGAAGUCUUAGUAUCAUCAGGGCACAAAAAGCCCCAUGACUGCUGGCAGAAAACUGACAUUUCUAUCUAAAAUAAAGUGCUUUGUUGAUUUUCA
Messenger RNA from Dromiciops gliroides (monito del monte), 2092 nucleotides. It is a transcript of the gene DALRD3, whose product is annotated as DALR anticodon binding domain containing 3. Gene Ontology annotation, molecular function: tRNA binding; ATP binding; arginine-tRNA ligase activity. The coding region runs from base 16 to 1695 and encodes 559 amino acids. Lineage: Eukaryota; Metazoa; Chordata; Mammalia; Microbiotheria; Microbiotheriidae. The transcript is spliced from 13 exons. The record is from RefSeq and is a predicted model, not a curated record. Gene Ontology annotation, biological process: arginyl-tRNA aminoacylation; tRNA C3-cytosine methylation.